This is a messenger RNA of Cyclopterus lumpus (lumpfish), 1832 nucleotides long. It is a transcript of the gene dph7, whose product is annotated as diphthamide biosynthesis 7. Bases 229 to 1551 code for a protein of 440 amino acids. The record is from RefSeq and is a predicted model, not a curated record. Lineage: Eukaryota; Metazoa; Chordata; Actinopteri; Perciformes; Cyclopteridae. The transcript has 10 exons. Gene Ontology annotation, molecular function: protein binding.
UCUGUGGAUAUUCCGUGUUAAAAGAGAUGCGAAGUGAGCUUUAGACAUAUCAGUUCACCCGGUGGACACUCGACACCCGGUGUCCGUGUCCACCGGGUGUCGAGUGUCCACCGGGUGCAGUGUGUCCACCGGGUGUAGUGUCUCCUGCUAGCGGGUCGGAGCUUGCUAGCUAACGUUAACUGCCAAAGAGUUACUGCACCGGUACAGUGACGGCAUGCCAAGGCGGUCAUGGCUUGGAAGUCGAAGACCCGCAAUCUGCAGGUGGUUGACACGGAGCUGAGUGCGGACACGGUGGAGUGGUGCCCUGUUGCCUCGAGCCACGACGUCCUGGCCUGCGGGACGUAUCAGCUCCAUAAAGGGGUAGGGGAGGCCCCCCCAAGCCGGACUGGUCGUUUGUACCUUUUUGAAUUUCGGCGCGAGGGAUCCAUGAGCCCUCCUCUCAUUGAGCUACAGCGCGUUGACACAGCGGCCAUUCUAGAUUUGAAAUGGUGCCAUGUGCCGUUGUCAGGGGGGGCCGUGCUGGGAAUGGCAGCUGCCACUGGAGAGCUGCAGCUGUACUCACUGUCAGACAGUCAGGAAGGCGGCCGGAGGCUGCACCCUCUGAGCAGCUUGGAGGUGGGAGCAGAGCGGCUGGCUCUGUCAUUAGACUGGUCCACUGGAAGAAUGGACAGCAAUGAUGUGCGGGUGGUGUGCAGUGACUCUGCAGGCUGUGUCAGUGUGCUCUCCCUGGCUGAAGGCACUCUGACGGCUCUGUCUCAGUGGAAGGCCCAUGACUUUGAGGCCUGGAUCUCAGCCUUCUCGUACUGGGACACACAGCUUGUUUACUCUGGUGGCGAUGAUUGCAAACUCAAAGGCUGGGAUCUGCGGGUUGGUCCCUCCUGCCCCACUUUCACCAGUAAAAGACACUCAAUGGGUGUGUGCAGUAUACUCAGCAACCCCCACCGGGAGCACAUCCUGGCUACAGGCAGCUAUGAUGAGCAGGUGUUGCUGUGGGAUGGCAGGAACAUGCGGCAGCCUCUCAGUGAGAGUCCAGUGGGUGGUGGAGUGUGGAGGCUCAAGUGGCAUCCGACCGAUCAGCACCUGCUGCUGGCAGCCUGCAUGCACAAUGAUUUCCACAUCCUUCACUGCCAGCAGGCGCUAGAGGGCAGUGGAGGAGUGUGUCCUGUCGUAGCCUCCUAUAUCCUCCACAACUCGCUGGCGUACGGAGCUGACUGGUCCCGGCUGACCCUGGAGGAACCGGCUCCCUGCUCCCCUGCUGCUGCAGAACCAAAGGAAAGCCUUGCAGAGAGCGGAGGUCACUUGAGGAUUCAGUAUGAAUCUCCCACUGCCAGCUUUGACACUUCCUUGGAGGAUGAUGCAGGCCGAUACAUCCCAGAGGGCAUUGCCGCGCCCCCUGACACCCCUACUGCAGGUCCUUCCCUGAAACCUAAUAAGGAUGCCCAAUCACUAUCUUAUCUGCUGGCAAGCUGCUCCUUCUAUGACCACAUGCUGCAUGUGUGGCGCUGGGACUGGACUCCAGAUCAGGCUCAGCUGGAAUCGGAGCCAUGUUGACCAGCGUGGAGUGUGCUGGCUGCACUGACUUGUAUAUCUUGUAUCAAACAUGCCGAGUAAGGCAGAAUGUAUAGCCCAACAACAAGUCCCUUAUAUUUUCAUAAUGACGCUUGAUUUUUGUAAGCUUGUAUUUAAACAUAAAUUGCUUAGCAUGAUCAAUACCACCAUUCACCUACACACCGUUCCUCCAUUAUAGCCAUUUUAAGCAUUUUGUGACUGCAUUAUGGAAAAGUGUUCACAUAAACAACUUGCUUGACUCCAUGCAAUGUGUGUGACUCAGA